AUGUCCGUUGAUCAAGAACUUCUUGAUCACGUAGAAAAGGGAUGCAGACUGCUGGAAAACGUCAGGGAAAAUCUAUGUCACAUCGAAGGGUCAAAGAAAUUUGAAAAUAAAGUGCAUUCAGAAGUCAAGUUUCUGAGGUCGCUUAUAGAGGCGAUUUAUGAACUGGCAAUGAAAAGAAUAGAAGAUGUAACGAAGAUUUUCUACUCAGCAAAACUUGGCGACGGGGAAAAGAUACAGAUUGACAUUGUCACUUCAAGUUCAUGGAUCAAGUCCUGCUCACGAAAGGGAAAAGCCCUCAUUCAAAAGUACAUGGAUGGCGAAGACAUAAUAGUUGCCACUGCGAGGAAGAUGCUAAUGGGUGCAAAUGUCAAUCACGAGUUUCUUCCGCCAAAAAUUGAGUUCUACUUUCACGAUGUCGUUCCUCUCAAGAUCAAGAAAAAACUAGAGCAGUACGGAAUUCUUGUAUACGGAGAUGUAGAGCCUUUUCUUGAAUUUGAAAUAGCGGACGAAUCAUCCGACGAAGAUAGUUUCGAAGAAAUGCUUCCUCGACAGAGCUCGCUGAAAGUGAAUUUAGACACAUGCACGAUGAUAACGCUAGUCUCUAACUUGUCGAACGGCUUUGCGAAUUACGAGUUCCGCUGCGAGGAAUCCAAGUUUCUUAUUCACCUCGAUCAGAUGGCGAUCGACGAGCGAGAAAAGCGCGUCCUCCCCGAAAUUAUAGGGUGA
Molecule: messenger RNA, 726 nt
Organism: Oikopleura dioica
Lineage: Eukaryota; Metazoa; Chordata; Appendicularia; Copelata; Oikopleuridae
Source: the annotation of a GenBank genome assembly